UCCUGAGGUGUGUGUGUUCGUUUCUCAGGUAAAACAUGGCUAAAAGCUUAAGGAGUAAGUGGAAAAGAAAGAUGCGUGCUGAAAAGAGAAAAAAGAAUGCCCCAAAGGAGGUCAGCAGGCUUAGAAGUAUUCUCAAACUAGACGGUGAUGUUUUAAUGAAAGAUGUUCAAGAGAUAGCAACUGUGGUGGUACCCAAACCCAAACAUUGCCAAGAGAAAAUGCAAUGUGAGGUGAAAGAUGAAAUAGAUGACAUGAAAAUGGAGACUGAUAUUAAGAGAAACAAAAAGACUCUUCUAGACCAGCAUGGACAGUACCCAAUAUGGAUGAACCAAACGCAAAGAAAAAGGCUGAAGGCAAAGCAAGAGAAAAGAAAGGGGAAAAGCAAAGCAAAAGCAGUGAAAGUGGCAAAGGGUUUGGCCUGGUAGACUCUUAAAACCUUGGAAAAUGCCACAUGGGAUAGAUGACGGAUUAGAAUGUAUACACAUGUAUUCUUUGAUUUCAACUGCCACCAAAUGAAAACCAUUUGUUUUCCUAUUUUAACUUGGCCUUUUCUCUUCAAUUCAA
Messenger RNA from Pongo pygmaeus (Bornean orangutan), 564 nucleotides. RefSeq names its product protein LLP homolog. NCBI's taxonomy places the organism in Eukaryota, Metazoa, Chordata, Mammalia, Primates, Hominidae. The record is from RefSeq and is a predicted model, not a curated record. Bases 36 to 425 code for a protein of 129 amino acids. Gene Ontology annotation, biological process: dendrite extension. Gene Ontology annotation, molecular function: RNA binding. Gene Ontology annotation, cellular component: nucleolus. The transcript has a single exon.